ACGAACCAGAAAUCAGCAUAAAAUGUGAUGCAGCAAUAAAACCAGCUGCAAAGAAAAGGUGAAAAACGGAUCUCGGUUCUGUAAUUCUGAUCCGUUUUAAUGAAAACAGAAUUUUGACAAAUUGUUAAAAUCAAACCAGAUUCCUGAGAAGGUUUUUAAAGUUCGAGCGGUUCUGUCAGCAUUUUUGGACCGUCGCAGUGUUCUACUGUGUGGCUGUCUGGACCACCGACGCCCAUAAACGGUUAAUUUUUAUUCUGAUGGUGACGACUUGUUUUGCUGUUGGCUCCUUCACACGGGAGGCAGAGGCGGAAGACGGAGCAGCCUCCCUGUCGGCCUUCAGAGGCGGCUGAAGGUGACUCUGUUCUCGGCUGGGAUGCAGAGGCGGCUCUCAUCGGCCGGACACCAGCUCCUGUUUCCCCGGGAAAUUAGCGCUUACUGCCGGGGAGCGGAGGCCCUACGACCCAUAACCGUCUGAGCUGAGUCAUUUCGUCCUAUUUGGUUUUGAGAUAUUUUCGGGCGCCUCUCUCUGGGUGGGCUCCGGCGGAGGGGGUGCAUGCAUGUGUUCUGCACCGUACGGGCGGAAAAAGCGCCCAAGAUCCGCAGGGAGCAUCUUCCCCAUCAGCAAAGGGGCGCAGGCGGAGCCGGAGCGGCGGGAGAGCACGGAGGCGGCCGUGGAUGACAGCAGGAUGACUGUUCAGGAAUUCAACACCUUGGUCGCUUUGUACCGGGAGCAGGUCAUAUCUGUCGGUGAGAUCUCGGUGGACUGUCCGUCACUGCGGGCUCAGAUGCACCAAACCCGGUCCAAAGGGUGCUCCAUGGCCCGGGCUGCACACCAGGACCUGGCCCUCAUCUCUGGAUCCGGGCCGGAGGACGGAGAGAUCCAUCCUGAAAUCUGCCGUCUCUUCAUCCAGUUGCAGUGCUGUCUGGAGAUGUUCAUAACGGAGAUGCUCAAGUCCAUGUGCCUGCUGGGGGUGCUGCAGCUCCACAGAAAAACAGGAAUAGACUCAGAGCCGAGGGUUGACUUUAGGAUGGACGAGAGCUCGGAUGUUCCCAUUCUGGAGGACCGAUCCUCGUCUCCCAUCGAUUACCCUCAGGACUCAUGGCUGGUGGGAACUGAUAUCGAGAACAUAGAAAGCAUGUUGAUGCUACUGCUGCAGCUCCUCAGCUGCAUAGCAGGCAGCCUGGCCUGUUACUGCGACCGAUACCCCUGGACCUCCUGGUCCAUUUGCACCAAGACCUGCAACUAUGGCACUCAGACCAGAAGCAGGACAAUUCAGUAUGAUGAAUAUUAUUGGAAGAACAGUUGCCAACAAAUGUGUCCCAGAUAUGACACGAGAGCUUGUAACGAGCGGGCCUGUCCGAUUAACUGUGUGCUGACAGAGUUCAGCCAGUGGUCCGACUGCUCCCCCUGUGCCAAGAAACAGUUUCGGACUCAGUCCGUUCUGAGACCUUCCCAGUUCGGUGGAUCAGAAUGCAGCGUGGAGCUGACAGAGGAAAGGCCUUGCUAUCCAUCCAAGGAGUGCCUUUUACCACCUGUGGACUGUAGAGACGACUUCAAGUGUGACAACGGGCGCUGCAUCAACUCAACGCUGACAUGCAACAAUCAGAACGACUGUGGAGAUAACUCGGAUGAGAGGGACUGCGGUUCCUUUAAAACUGUCUGUCCUGCAAACAAGAUGGUGGCCCCUGGGGCUGGGCUGGUUGAAAAUGGUUUUGAUGUUCUGGCGGAGGAGCCGAGGGGAGCAGUGCUGGACAACAUGUUUAUGGGCGGGAGCUGCAUCAUCAGGCGGCCAAAAAGCACAUUGCUCUACCAUCGAAUUCCACACAACUUUAAGACCUUUGACAUUAAGGUUGGAGUAUUGGAAGACUUCAGCACUGAGCCCCAGCCGCUGGUCUCUGAGUCCAUGGAGAAAAAGAGAGAGAGCCAAAUUGAAAUAGGCACCCAAGAUCCAAGAGGCUUUAUGUUUCUUCUCUUUUAUCUCCAUAGUUCUUCUAGGUCACGUCUUACCUCUAACAAGGAAGCUUUUGAGGCUUCAAAGAAAAAGGACUCCAAGUUUUUCCGAGUGCAUCAAGUUCUACCAAUUUCCACAUUUACAGUGAAGGAUCCGCAGGACCUUGUCCUUUCACUGCCUUUCCAGCAGUUCCUUCACGCUCUCCCACUCAAUUACAACUACGCCCUCUACAGGGAUAUCUUCCAGCGCUUUGGCACACACUACUACAGCUCAGGAAAACUGGGAGGCCACUAUGACCUACUGUACCAGUACAGCCGGGAGGAGCUAAAAAGUUCAGGUGAAACAGAAGAGCGCGUCACAGGCUGCCUGAGCCGAGAGACCGGCUGGACUGUAAUCCUCUACACUGAAUACAGCAGUGUGAGCAGAUGCACCAACAACCGGAUGACUGAGAAAUAUCAAGGCUCAUUCAUCCAGGCCUCAGAGAAGUCCUUCUCUAUGGUUAAAGGGGGUCGUGUCAGAGAGGCGGGAGCUCUUGCCUGGGAAAGACAAGGCCCUGCUCCGGACAAGACAUCCUAUAAGAACUGGGCCAAGUCUGUGCUUGACAACCCUGCUUUGGUAGAUUACAAGUUGCUUCCCAUCAUAGAUUUAGUAUGGGGAAUUCCCUGUGCUGUCACUAAGAGGAGGCACCUGAGGAAGGCUCUGCUACAAUACCUGGAGGAGUUUGACACCUGCAAGUGUGCCCCCUGUCCCAAUAACGCCAAGCCAGUUCUCUCUGGUACCGAGUGCAAAUGUGUUUGCCAGACAGGAACAUUCGGUACCAACUGUGAGACUAAGGCACCUGACUACACAUCAGAGGCAGUGGAUGGUUACUGGAGCUGCUGGGGGCCAUGGAGUAGCUGUGGGGCCUCCAUGAGGAGACAUCGAACGAGGAGGUGUGACAACCCUGCUCCCCUGAGAGGAGGCCAACCCUGCGAUGGUCCAAACAAACAGGAGGAACCGUGUCACAUCUCCCUCUUUGAAAAACAAGAGUCUUGUGACAAUGAUGAUGACUUCACUGUGGGAUGGAGGGAUGAGCUGCCGCCUGGGGUGGAGGGCUGUCUGAGGCCCCAGAGACCACUCAACGCCUUCCUCAGGAAAUCUAAACAGUAUUACAGCUUUGGUGAGGAUGAGGAGUUCCAGUGCUUCACCGGAUUUGAACUGGAGGGUUUUCAGUUCAUCAACUGCCGUCCUGAUGGAACCUGGAGUCCACUACAAGGAAGAUGCAUCAGGAAGCUUUGUGUUGGUCCAGAGGUCCCAGAGAACAUGGAGCUGUAUCCCGCCAAAGCAUCGUACAGAGUGGGCGAAGUAGUGGGUUUUAACUGCAAUGAGACUGGCCUGAUGCCGAUGCCACGAGGCACCUACAGGUGCAGCAGCAAGCUCACCUGGGAGCCUCCACUGCCUGCAGAUCUCCGCUGCACUGACGAGGAACCAUUUGUUCCUGAUGGUCAGUGUGGUCCGGGGCAGAAGCUACAGGGAUCUAGAUGUGUCUGCAUCAAACGAGAGAGCUGUCUUUCGCAGUUGGAGAGUCUCUGCAUCCUAAACGUAAACCUGGACGUCGCCGUGUCCAUGUCGCUCUGCUCCUUCCACGCGGGCCGUUGCCACGGUGACCCACUCUUCUUCAUCAGUAAAGGUGUGUGUGACUCGGUUGAUCCAUCUACAUUGGAGUGGGCCAAGUUCAGGGCCAAGAUGUCUUCUAGGAGUUCUUUGCACAUGCCCUGCAAUCUGGACACCUGCUACGACUGGGAGACAUGCUCCGCCUCUAAAAAGUGCGACUGCAAAGCUGCUCGUGACUGCGCCAGAACCUCGGACCACAUGUUCUGCGUGAAGCUGAAAGCAAACCAGAUGAUCCGAAGCUUGAGCCUCUGCGCUAUGGCAGCUGUGAGAUGUAUCGGUCAUGAGUUUGAAGUUCUCAAUGAGGGUGCUUGUGUGAGCAGAUGAUGGUCCAACUAAACUUCCCUGCAGCUCUGUGCUAUAAUGUACCUAGAAGUCAUGUUUACAAUAUGCAAUAAAAGCUUUUUGAAGAUA
Messenger RNA from Girardinichthys multiradiatus, 4016 nucleotides. RefSeq names its product complement component 6 (gene c6.2). Gene Ontology annotation, molecular function: protein binding. Gene Ontology annotation, cellular component: membrane attack complex. The record is from RefSeq and is a predicted model, not a curated record. Gene Ontology annotation, biological process: immune response. NCBI's taxonomy places the organism in Eukaryota, Metazoa, Chordata, Actinopteri, Cyprinodontiformes, Goodeidae. Bases 558 to 3929 code for a protein of 1123 amino acids. The transcript has 21 exons.